Budorcas taxicolor (takin) is the source of this 1143-nucleotide messenger RNA. RefSeq names its product boLa class II histocompatibility antigen, DQB*0101 beta chain-like. The coding region runs from base 35 to 820 and encodes 261 amino acids. Gene Ontology annotation, molecular function: MHC class II protein complex binding. Gene Ontology annotation, cellular component: membrane; MHC class II protein complex. The record is from RefSeq and is a predicted model, not a curated record. Gene Ontology annotation, biological process: peptide antigen assembly with MHC class II protein complex; immunoglobulin production involved in immunoglobulin-mediated immune response; positive regulation of T cell activation. The transcript is spliced from 5 exons. Lineage: Eukaryota; Metazoa; Chordata; Mammalia; Artiodactyla; Bovidae.
UUGACUACCAUUACUUCUUCCUUUGUUCUCUGGUAUGUCUGGGAUGGUGGCUCUGCGGAUCCCCAGAGGUCUUUGGACAGCAGCUGUGAUGGUGACCCUGGCGGUGCUGAGCACCCCAGGGGCCGAGGGCAGAGACUCUCCAGAGGAUUUCGUGUACCAGUUUAUAGGCCAGUGUUACUUCACCAAUGGGACAGAGCGGGUGCGGGGUGUGAAAAGACAGAUCUACAACCGGCAGGAGCACGUGCGAUUCGACAGCAACGUGAAUGAGUUCCGGGCGGUUUCCCCGCUGGGGCGGCAGGACGCCGAGUACUUCAACAGCCAGAAGGACAUCCUGGAGCGGGCGCGGGCCGAGGUGGACACGGUGUGCAGACACAACUACCAACUGGAGCUCAUCACAUCCUUGCAGCGGCGAGUGGAACCUACAGUGACCAUCUCCCCAUCCAGGACUGAGGCUCUAAACCACCAUAGCCUGCUGGUCUGCUCGGUGACAGAUUUCUAUCCAGGCCAGAUCAAGGUUCAGUGGUUCCGGAAUGACCAGGAGGAGACAGCUGGCAUUGUGUCCACCCCUCUUAUUAGGAAUGGGGACUGGACCUUCCAGAUCCUUGUAAUGUUGGAAGUGACCCUUCAGCGAGGAGAUGUCUACACCUGCCGCGUGGAGCACCCCAGCCUCCAGAGCCCCAUCAUGGUGGAGUGGCGAGCACAGUCUGAAUCUGCCCAGAGCAAGAUGCUGAGUGGUGUUGGGGGAUUCGUGCUGGGGCUGAUCUUCCUCAGCCUGGGCCUCAUUGUGCAUCACAGGAGCCAGAAGGGGCUCAUGCGCUGACUCCUGAGGAUGCUCUGAUGGGAACUGGUUCUGCUCUUCUGUAAUAGCUGUUUGUUUUUGCCCAGAAUUCUCAGCUGCCCAUCAGCCUGUUCCUCUGAGAUCAGAUUCUACAGUGAUUCUGACACAGUCACCAGGUCACUUCCUGUGACCCCCUUCCCCUCCCUCCCCACCCUGCCAGAGAUCUGGCUGUGAAGCUGCUUUUUGCACUGACCCUGGAGCCUCUGCCUGUGUGCUGCCAACAGUGUCUAAUCAGACCCCAAGGGAUUUUUCUCUUUCCAUUCUCCCUCCACAGACUGUUCAAGAGAAGGUCAUUGAAACCAUUA